Peromyscus californicus insignis is the source of this 1882-nucleotide messenger RNA. Its product is annotated as calaxin-like. The transcript is spliced from 5 exons. The record is from RefSeq and is a predicted model, not a curated record. NCBI's taxonomy places the organism in Eukaryota, Metazoa, Chordata, Mammalia, Rodentia, Cricetidae. Bases 258 to 863 code for a protein of 201 amino acids. Gene Ontology annotation, molecular function: calcium ion binding.
AAUACCAUUUUACACGUUGUUAAAUAUUGAAAUGGCUGCAGGUUUCAGAUACACACAACUUUAACAACUUCCCUGAAUAUGUACUGAAUGGCAGCGUCCACUUGUUUAUCUUUCCAGCUGCUUGCAAACAUUCUGUCUGGUUGCUAGGAAGUUGCUAUGGCCACAUUCUGUUUUGGAGUUACAGAGUUAUUGCCAGCUCGGGGCACAAGCUUGGAAGUAGAAUCUUUGGGAAAGCAGUGUGCUGAAACCACUCUCAAAUGGAACAGAGGGCUCUGAAGAAACUGGUGGAGUCCAUCAGUAAAACUGUCAAGAGCUUCACGAAAAGUGAAAUUGAAUGUCUCAUACGCCUUUUCUAUAGCUUUGUGGAAAGACCCAGUGGAAAGCUUGUUAAUGCCAGGCUGGACUGCAACACAUUUCGAGGGAUCCUGCAUAACGUGUUCGGAAUGACUGAUGACAUGUUAAUGAACAGGGUGUUCUUCGUAUUUGACAAAGACAGUGACAACUACGUAAGUGUGCAGGAGUGGGUGAAAGGCCUGGCCGUGUUUCUCCGGGGGACUUUUGAAGAGAAGAUGAAAUUCUGUUUUGAAGUCUAUUAUUUAACUGGAGACGGUUAUAUUUCCCGGGAGAAGAUUUUUGACAUGCUGAAGAACAGUCUCUCCCAGCAGUCCCCUGAAGAAGACAAUGAUGAAGGAAUAAGGGAGCUGGUGGAGAUAAGCCUGAAGAAAAUGGAUCAUGACAAUGAUGGCAAGAUCUCUUUUGCAGACUUUGAAAAAGCAGUGAGAAAAGACAGGCUUUUGUUGGAGGUGUUUGGACCAUGCCUCCCAGAUGCAAAGGUAGUCACAAAUACUGAAAGCUUAAAGUAGAUGAGGGAAAAAUUUCAUUAAAAUUAUGAGUGUGUGUGUGGGGGGUACACAUGCCAUGUGCUGGCUAGUUUUAUGUCAACUUGACACAAGCUAGAGUCAUCUGAAAGGAGGGACUCUCAAUUGAGAAAAUGCCUCCAUAAGAUCUGGCUGCAGGGCAUUUUCUUAAUUAGUGAUUGAUGGGGGAGGUCCCAGCCCAUGGUGGGUGGUGCCAUCUCUGGGCUGGUGGUUCUGGGUUCUAUAAGAAAACAGAGGCAGACCCAGGCGGAUCUCUGUGAGUUUGAGGCCAACCUGAGCUACAGAGUGAGUUCCAGGAAAGGCGCCAAAGCUACACAGAGAAACCCUGUCUCGAAAACAAAAAAAGGAAGUGGGCUGGGCAAGCCACGAGGAACAAGCUCCUGCCUCCAGGCUCCUGCCUUGUUUGAGUGCCUGUCCUGACUUCCUCCAAUGGUAGCCUACAAGUGGACUACAGCUGAGGCAUAAGGCAAAUAAACCCUUCCUCCCCAACUGACUUUUGAUCAUGGUGUUUCAGAUAGUAACCCGAUCUAGGACAACGCCUGUGUGGAGGUCAGAAGUCAGUUUGUAGGAGCCUGUUCUCUCCUGCCACCAUGUGGGUCCCAGAGAACUGAACUCAGGUAGUCGGGUUUCUAAGCAAGUGCCUUUACACAGUGAGCCAUCUUGCUGGCCCAAUGAAGGGAAAAAUGUAAAGGACUAGAAAAUAAUACACACUAGCCUCUCACUGUGUAGCUUCAGCCCAUUGCCAAAUUGCAGACAAUCAAUCAUAAAGUCAUCAGCUCAUUCCAGUUUGGGGCUAAAGACGGCAUUACUAUUUCAGUAAUUAUAGUUAGCAGACUUGACUUAGCCUGCUACCUCUUGGCCACACAAAGAAGGAAUAUGCAUGUACCAUGUCAAGCAGGGAAAGAGAAAGAGGCAGGGAGCAUCUUCACACACACAUGUGCAUGUGUAUGUGUACACACACACACACACACACACACACACACACGGGCACAGCAGGAGGGAGA